GAGCAAAUCCCCCUCCUCCUCAGAGCUGCUGCCGCCUGCGCCAAAGGCUGCAUCUGGCACAGGCCUCUUGACGGUUCCCGGGCCAUGCACCCCACCGAGCCCUGGAGCCCCAGCCCAUGGGCAGGGUCCGGGGACUACUCCGGGUCAGGCGCCCUGGAGGAGCUGGAGCUGUGCCCGUCCUGGGACCUGCCCUACAGCUACGUCUACAUCCCCGCGCUCUACCUGGCGGCCUUCGCCGUGGGCCUGCUGGGCAACGCCUUCGUAAUGUGGCUGCUGGCCGGGCGGCGGGGCCCGCGGCGGCUCGUGGACACGUUCGUGCUGCACCUGGCCGCCGCUGACCUGGGCUUCGUGCUCACGCUGCCGCUGUGGGCCGUGUCUGUGGCGCUCGGCGGCCACUGGCCCUUCAGCGAGAGCCUCUGCAAGCUCAGCUGCUUCGCGCUGGCCUGCACGCGCUGCGCAGGCGCGCUGCUGCUGGCGGGCAUGAGCGUGGAUCGUUACCUGGCGGUGGUGAAGCUGCUCGACGCGCGCCUGCUGCGCACCCCGCGCUACGCGCAGGCCGCCUGCUGCGGCAUCUGGGCGGUGGCGCUCCUGGCCGGCCUGCCCGCCCUGGCCUACCGCGAGCUGCAGCCGCUCCCCGGGGGCCAGGGCAGCCAGUGCGGAGAGGAGCCCUCCGACGCCUUCCAGGGCCUCAGCUUGCUGCUGCUGCUGCUGACCUUCGUGCUGCCCCUGGUUGUCACCCUCUUCUGCUACUGCCGCAUCUCGCGCCGCCUGCGCAGGCCGCCGCACCUGGGCCGGGCUCGAAGGAACUCGCUGCGCAUCAUCUUCGCCAUCGAGAGCACGUUCGUGGGCUCCUGGCUCCCCUUCAGCGCCCUGCGGGCCGUCUUCCACCUGGCGCGGCUGGGGGCGCUGCCGCUGCCAUGCCCUCUGGUGCUGGCGCUGCGCUGGGGCCUCACCAUCGCCACCUGCCUGGCCUUCGUCAACAGCUGCGCUAACCCGGUCAUCUACCUCCUCCUGGACCGCUCUUUCCGCGCCCAGGCGCGUCGCGGGGCCUGCGGCGGCGUCGGCCGCCUGACGCGCAGAGUCAGCUCGGCUUCUUCGCUCUCCGUGGACGACAGCUCUGUGUUCCGGAGCCGAGCCUGCAGCUGGAGCUCGUCCCAGCCGGUACACUCAGUCUCCUCGGGCGCCCUGUAG
This is a messenger RNA of Trichechus manatus latirostris (Florida manatee), 1191 nucleotides long. RefSeq names its product G protein-coupled receptor 25 (gene GPR25). Gene Ontology annotation, molecular function: C-C chemokine binding; C-C chemokine receptor activity. The record is from RefSeq and is a predicted model, not a curated record. NCBI's taxonomy places the organism in Eukaryota, Metazoa, Chordata, Mammalia, Sirenia, Trichechidae. The coding region runs from base 85 to 1191 and encodes 368 amino acids. The transcript has a single exon. Gene Ontology annotation, biological process: immune response; positive regulation of cytosolic calcium ion concentration; cell chemotaxis. Gene Ontology annotation, cellular component: membrane; external side of plasma membrane.